AUGUCUGUACCGUCGCACCGAACAUUAUUUUGUAGGUAUAAGGUGAACGUGGCAGCGGGCUCCAUCGAGUACCGCGGCGCAGAAAAAGUCACCGAUGAAACCGAUCAGGCGCGGAAAAAGAAAGUCAGCAAUGGAGACCCAACGAAGUCGAUGGUGAAAACCUUCAACCAAACAUUAACAAGUGUACUCAAGCAUUCUUGGAUAGUCGAGAGUGGCUUCGACUACGGGAAAGGACCCCUGGUUGUCAAGGCGAACGGCACCGGUGUUCUCAUGGAGGAUGACUCCACACCUGAAGUCAGCAACGACCAAUCCUGGGAUGUGGACUUAGCGACGGACAAGGAACAGUCUUACAACCGAACGGAAUGGGCUAAUUUCAGCUCAGUAGUCUAUACGAUUCCUCCGAUGAAAACGACGACAUUGGAGUGGACAAUCUCCAGUUGCACUCAGGAAGUUCCCUGGACAAGCGUCGUUACAGUCGGAGGAUUCUUUGCCGUGUGGUUCAAGACCAAGGUCAGCGGGAACAACCUCUGGUUCUGCCCGGUCACGGUACUCGAAGAUCCUCUCCUGGAGCAUGUCCGCCCUGAAGAACUAGAAUUUGUCGCGCGUGGUCGUUAUGAAGGCGUCCGUACGAUAGAGACACCCGCCAAAGUAGCGCCCGCGCCCGAGUAUGGAGGUCCCCAGAAUGUGUCCACGGUCGCUCCACCGGAUGUUUAUGAUUACGCGGAAGUCCAGUUGCCUCCGACCGGGAAACCUGAAGCCAAGAGGUCAGUAAACAACACUGGAGAUCAACCAGGUGACCCGGAGAACCAGCCCUUGUUUUUGACACCUCUCAUCGAGGCCGGCCGUCUGGACGAAGCCAAGUCCUUGAGCCGAGUGGGACCCCUGGGGGACGUGGACGAUGUGCCGAGCUACGCAGGAUUCCUCACCGUCCAAUCUGACAUGGGAAGCAACAUGUUCUUCUGGUUCUUCCCGGCCAAGGAGAGCUUGGAGAUUGCUCCUGUGAUCCUUUGGCUCUCUGGUGGUCCCGGAAGUUCGUCCAUGUAUGGUCUCUUCACGGAACAUGGCCCGUUCUUCGUGGACGAUGAUGGCAAUCCAAAACUUCGGGAACUCACGUGGACUAGAAGCUUCUCGGUGCUCUAUGUAGACAACCCAGUGGGCACGGGAUACAGCUUCACUGAGAAGGACCAGGGCUAUGCAAAUAACCAGACGGACGUGGGCCGCGACAUGCAUGAAGCCCUACAGCAGUUCUUCACGCUCUUCCACGAACUCGCGGACAACGAGUUUUAUGUCUGCGGAGACUCUUUCGGCGGAAAGUUUGCCGUCACCGUUGCGUACGCAAUUCACACGGCCGUCCAGCCCAGAGUACGAAUACACCUGAAGGGCAUCACAAUCGGGGAUGGUCUGGUGGAGAUGGAAUCCAUGCUGGACUAUGCGGACUACUUCUACCAGAUCGGUCUCGUAGACCGCAACCAAGCUGCAAUAUUUCGCCAUCUAUGCGACGAAGUCAAGCACGACAUCGAAAACGAGCGUUACGCCGACGCUGUCAAGAAAUUCGAUUCUAUACUUCCGUGUUAUAGAAAUACGACGUGCUACUUCAGGAAAGUUACCGGUUUCCAGAGCGACUUUAACUUCUUGCACACCGUGACGUCCAAGUCAAACGAAAACUUUGUAGAGUUUGUGCAAACCCCCGUGGUUCGUGGUGCUAUCCACGUUGGGAGCCUUCCUUUUCACUCGGCAUCAAUCGUUGCGUUUCAUCUCUUUGAGGACCUAGCAAAAUCCGUCAAGCCCUGGCUGUCUACCCUGAUGGAGGAGUACAAGGUGCUCAUCUACAACGGCCAACUGGACAUCAUCAUCCCGUAUCCACUUACGGCCAACAUGAUCUCAACCAUCUCGUGGUCGGGCGCCGAGGAAUUCAACGAUGCGCCGCGGAAGAUUUGGUGGUCUCCAAACCAGCAGAACGUCUCUGGCUACGUCAGACAGGUCGGCAAUUUUACGGAAAUAUUGGUGAGAAAUGCCGGACACUUGGUUCCCCAAGAUCAACCGGAAGUGGCCUUGGACAUGAUGACAAAGUUUAUUCGCAGACAGGUUUUCGUCCCGCGCUCUUUCGACGAGCGAACCAAUCACUUGCCAAUUAUGUUCACUGGCGAAUAG
Messenger RNA from Ixodes scapularis (black-legged tick), 2151 nucleotides. Its product is annotated as venom serine carboxypeptidase-like. The coding region runs from base 1 to 2151 and encodes 716 amino acids. Gene Ontology annotation, biological process: proteolysis. Gene Ontology annotation, molecular function: serine-type carboxypeptidase activity. The transcript has 5 exons. The record is from RefSeq and is a predicted model, not a curated record. Lineage: Eukaryota; Metazoa; Arthropoda; Arachnida; Ixodida; Ixodidae.